GGGAUAGCUGACGCAAUUGCUACCGAGGUUCAGCAGCAUUUCAAUUAUUGCGCGCAUUCGAAUCAUUCUUCAAGCUAAAAGAAUUAUUUACGAGAAUUCGAUAGCGCAACUUACGCGUUAGGGGGGAAUAAUAGUAAUUUUAUUUUUAACUAAUAAAUUUCAUUGAUUUGCUCAACAAUGAAUAAACGCGUCCUCAAUAAACAAAUCAACAAGCCGUUGCACUCAAAUGCAAUUCUGCAUUCAAAGAGUAACGGUCCCUCCAAAGCCACCAAAGUAUCCCAAAGUCCAUUUUCAACAAAAGUGGACAAUGCAAGUAACGUUAUCGAUUACAAGAGCAUUCCUCUCUCUAUGCGAGGGGAAAUAAGCUCAGGUCUCAUACACAGAAACAGUUUAAAGCAGAAAAAACAUGAUAUUUCUUCUGUUGAGACCAUGGAAGAUGAAGAGGACGACGACGAAGAAUUCUUUUCAAAUUUGAAGAAGAAGAUCGAUCAGAAUCGCAAACUGCAGAACAAUGAAAGUUACAACAUAACAAAUUUGCAAAGCAAAUCGUACUUGGCGAAGAAACGGAGGGGUGCGUUUAGCGAGGAAGACGAGAAUUUAAUAAAGCGAUUCAAGAGAUCGGUAAAUGAAAGCAAGGCUGUGUGCGUAACUCCGCAGAAGAUGCAGCCUCAAAGUGUUGCUUCCAACGACGAAACGGUGACGACGAACACGCCGCAGAUUACUCUGGCUGUUUCACCUAAUAAUAUUGAUACAAAUUUCGGAAGCGACACGAAUCAAAAUGUAACUUCGAUGACGGAGAGAAGCAAUCCACUGAUGACAACGGAAGCUGUAACAAGCUUUGUGCAAACCGUGGUAGAGAUCGAACAAUCGGUACAUUUUGAGAUGCAGCGUUUCACGCCGCCCGAGGGAAUUUUUAACUAAUUAAAAUAACUUAAUUAUGAUAGUUUACAUACUGUUUACUGAUAAUUUAUUAUUACGUUAAAACUACUUAAGUUAUAACUUUAUUAUAGAGUUCCAUUGUUUGUUAAAUAGACUUGUGUUUCCCUAUCUUUCCAAAGUUUUAUCAAAUUUGGAUUUUGUUCGAGGUACAAUACAUGGAUUAAGCUGA
This is a messenger RNA of Ooceraea biroi (clonal raider ant), 1108 nucleotides long. RefSeq lists its product as uncharacterized. NCBI's taxonomy places the organism in Eukaryota, Metazoa, Arthropoda, Insecta, Hymenoptera, Formicidae. The record is from RefSeq and is a predicted model, not a curated record.